GUUACUAUAAUAGUAGGGGCGCGGUCUUUUAAGGGUGGGGUGGGAUUUGAGAGUGAGUAUGAAGCAAGCUUCUCUACAGGAAGUGUUUCAUUCAGCUGCCUGUAUACGGUUUACAGCGUCUGAAUAGACUUACGACGUUGGUUUAAACAGUCGCUGGUCAAGUCAGAUCGAGAGAAAAGAAUAAGUCCCGCCUGGCGCAAUGCACCCCCGACCCAUUCCUGCCGUGGUGAUGAUGUUCCUGCAGCUGGGGCUGUUAAGCCUGGCUGUGCACGCCAAAGAAAAAUGCAACGAUACGACGGAAUAUGAAGAUGACGGUAAAUGUUGUAACAAGUGUCCACCCGGCACCUCAAUGACAAAAAAAUGCGAAGGUUCAAAAAAUUCAUCCUGUGCGAAAUGUGAAGAUGGAUACUACAACCACGAGUACAGCAACUUCCAUCCAUGUGAAGUGUGUGCAUCAUGUUCAGUGAUUGGGCAAGUGGAGGUGAAAUCCUGCACGAAAACAAGCAAUCGGGUCUGUGCGUGUCCGAAUGGUACUCACGAAGUGACCUCUGGAGAAUUAAAGCUUUGCUGCAGUAACUGCUCGCCUGGAGAAAAGAUCACGAAAGAAUGUGGAGUUGAUCUGCGCACAAAUUGUACUCCGUGUGAUGAUGAGACUUACAGCAAUGGGAGCGGCAUCUGCAUCCCAUGCACCAAAUGCGAGUCCAGUGAAUAUGAAAUAUUGCCUUGUGCGAAAACAAACGACAGAAGGUGUGAGCCGAAAGAGAGAGUGCGUCACGUGACCGCAAGCAAGCAGCAAACCAAAGAUGAUGCUCGUGUCAACGAUAUCGUGGUGUUUAUUACAGCUGCAUUUGUAGUUGUUGCUGGUGUGAUAAUACUAUAUUCUCAGUUCAAAUGCCGGAGAGCAUCUAUCAUGGACAUGGAGUCUUCAAAGACAAUUUAACUUAUAUCGACAAUUCGUGCAUAAAAUGCAAUGCAAAGUAUUUUACAACAAUAAGAUUAAUCUUUGGUUUUGCUUAUUUCUACGUGACUUUACCGAAAAAAACAAAGAUUAAUUCCUGCAGUUGCGAAAGCAACAACUCGAACAAUAAGAUUAAUACGUAUAAAAAAAGACGUACCGUUAUGAGCUCGUCGGUGCAUUUGUUGUUCCACGUGAACUUGGAGGGUUUCAUUGAAAAGUGCAGGGGUUCCCUUAACUUUUCCAAUUCACGAUCCCACAUGAGUCGCCCCAGAUAAUUUUCUGGGUCCUCAUGCCCACUGAGACUGUGUAUGUGCGUGGGUGGCUGGUGACCUCUACGUCAUCGAAUGCACAAGUAGAAACCAUUGCCAAGAAACGGGGUAAUCGUUACACAUUGUGGAAGCCAUGUUAGCAACAAAGGUACACGUAUCAGAGGAGCCUACCUGUAUGUGGAGGCGUCGGAGUGUGAAACACACGGGGCAAUGGUGCAGUUUUGAAAAUAGAGGCACACAGAAACAAAGACACACAAACAGGAUUGCACUUACAGAAGAUCGUGAUAAUUAAACACCGAUCUCUAUUCUUUCACCAGUGAACAUAAAUACUUGAAAAUCACAAAUAAACUGCUCCCUAAAAUCUCAAUCUCCAGCACUGUAAACGGUCUGGUUUUCGAGAGUAUUACUGCACCACCACAGCUAAUAUGGAUGCAUUACAUUUUCUUUUCAGUAACCUGGAUAAAGGCCACUACUGCCAUGCACUAUUUCUUGUCAAAAGCCUUUGACACCAUUGGCCAUGAUAUUCUACUGACAAGACUUGGUCAACUAAAAUUGUUUAGGCGGUACAAUAAAAUGGUUUCAGAGUUGCCUCUCAGACCGUUUUCAAAAGGUACAUAGUGAUAGCAUCUCAUACACAAGUAUUAAAAUAACAAAGGGUGUUCCACAAGGUUCCAUGCUGGGUCCAAUUCUAUUCUUAUAUUCUUUGCAAGCGUUCAUUAUUGUCUUUCUCAAACCAGGAAUGCAGUGGGAAUAUCAAAAGGUCUGUUCUCCAUAUAUUUAAAAAAUCUUGGAUAAAAAAACAAACUUGCAUCACUCAGAACUAAAUUUAUUUCUUAUGACACUCAUACCAUAUUCUUGGUUCUUUCGGUAAAGUCACGUAGAAGGGAAAUAAUAAAAUAAUUCAAAUGAAAAUAACUCUCCAAACGAAGUUUAACAGAUUUCGAAAACGAUUUCGUCUUCAUUCAAUAUCAAUUAUAUACUUGGUUCUUUCGGCAAAGUCACGUAGAAGGGAAACAAUAUUUUUUAAAUUAUUUUUUGUAUCCCUUCUACGCGACUUUAACGAAAGAACCAAGAAUAUGAAUCUCUGCAGUCACGAAAGCUUUAAAUCAAAAUUCAAUAUCAAUUGUCAUUAAAAUUGCUGCUAAAUCUCCAAAAUUGUAAGACGAGGCUAUUUUUGUUCAAACAAAUCCAGUUUCAUUCCCUUCACCUCUUACGAAUAUGAGAAACAAUUUAAAAAACGGAGUGCUUCAAAUACAUUCCAACCACAUUGAUCACAUCUCAACGAAAAUAAAAAAAUAUUGUUUUCAUACAGAAACAAACAUUUUUUCCCAUUCGAUUCUAUCUGCAAAUUGUUGAAGCUAUCAUUCUACCACUCUUUAACGACUGUGCCACUGCUUAUAGACCAGCUUCGAAUGAAACGCUAAACAGACUAAUCCCGUCAUGGGACCUCCUUUGCCAGUUCCAAAAUAUGAGAAUAGGUUUUCUCCUUUUUUCUGGCAACAAAACAGGUGUUAAGAUUUUGAUUUAAAGCUUUCGUGACU
Messenger RNA from Petromyzon marinus (sea lamprey), 2768 nucleotides. The record is from RefSeq and is a predicted model, not a curated record. Lineage: Eukaryota; Metazoa; Chordata; Hyperoartia; Petromyzontiformes; Petromyzontidae.